UGGAAACACAGAGCAAAAUCAUGGCGAGAGGAGAUAGAGACCGACUGAGUGAUUUGCCCGACGAAAUUCUAAUUCACAUCCUCUCUAUGUUGCCGGAGAGUGACAAUAAAUUAAUUGUGAGAAGCAGCGUAUUAUCUAAACGAUGGAGAUUUCUUUGGAAGGCCGUCCCAAUAUCACUCGAUUUCGGCCGAUUCGUGGUAAAAGGGAAUCGUGAUUUCGUGGGUUCCGUCAACAGAGAGCUUCAUUAUUGGAGAUCUUUCGAGAAAAUUCGAACAUUCAGGGUCGUUCUCUAUAAUUACGAGGAGAUGAGUAAAGUUAAAGAUGUUGAUUUAUGGGUAUAUUUUGCAAUUAAAGUAGCUAAUGUUGAAGAUUUUACACUUGAAAUUGAAUCUGAUAGUCACUUAUAUGAGUUUCCUCAGUUUGCAUAUAAGAAUACAUCGCUGAGGAAUUUGGUUUUAAGCGGCUGCAAACUGAACCCUUCUGGUAGUGUUAACUGGACUAGUCUCGUCUCUCUUUCCAUUAGGAACAUUGAAUUGACAGAUGGUGUAAUGGGAAAAGUAUUAUCUGGUUGCCCUAACUUGGAGUGCUUGGAACUGUCCGUCCCAAUAUCACUCAAUUUAUUUGUAAAAGGGAAUCGUGAUUUCGUGGGUUCCGUCAACAGAGAGCUUCAUUAUUGGAGAUCUUUCGAGAAAAUUCGAAAAUGCAUGAUCGUUCUCUAUAAUUACGUGGAGAUGAGUAAUGUUAAAGAUGUUGAUUUAUGGGUAUAUUUUGCAAUUAAAGUUGCUAAUGUUGAAGAUUCUUCACUUGAAAUUAUUCUUCAAAAUGAAUAUGAGUUACCUCAGUUUGCAUAUAAGAAUACAUCGCUGAGGAAUUUGGUUUUAACCCGCUGCAAACUGAACCCUUCUGGUAGUGUGAACUGGACUAGUCUUGUUUCUCUUUCAAUCAGGAGACAUAGAUUGACGGAGGGAGUAGUGGAAAAGGUAUUAUCCGGUUGCCCUAACUUGGAGUGCUUGAAAUUAGUACAAGUUUGGGGCAUUCAUCGUUUGGAAAUCAGCUCUGUGAAGCUGAGAAAACUGAUUAUUGAAGAGUACACAUAUGGGAAGCUAGAAAUAUUAGCCCCAUAUAUUCAUCAUUUGCAAAUUUCGGGGUCCUGCAAAGGGAUACGCUUAAAGCAGAAAAAUGUGGCUUCACUUAUCACCACAGAUCUUGACUAUUCAAAUUUUUAUGAGAAUUUGGAGGAGGAGUUAAGCUGUUUGAAUGAAUUUCUUCACGGUGUUGCCCAUGUUGAGAAUCUUGAAUUGAGUCCCUGGUGCAUUGAGCUCCUGUCCCUAUUGGAGUUGAAAGGCUGGAAGUCUCCACCAUCAAGCCGGAAAUUCUUAAAACUUAAUGCAGCCUUGGAACAGUUGGACUUCCCUGGAGUUUGUAGCUUUCUACAGAGUUCAUCGGAUCUUGAGACAUUGGUCAUUGACUGGGACUAUCAUGAUUCAAGAGAGAUACUGUCAAAGUACACAAAUGAGGAUGAACAGCGCAGGAGGUUUGAGACAUAUAAUUUUAACAGCUCAUUGCUACAUUUAAAGACCAUCAAGAUCAUUAACUUUGAUGGACCAUUAAGUGGAAAUAAGUCUAUACUGCCAUAUAUAAAAUAUUUUCUCAAGAAUGCAACAACGCUAGAAAAGUUCGUCAUUGCAGCCAAAUUCAAAGGGAGUGAUGUGCCUCAGGAUUAUGUUAAAAUGGCACAGGAGUUCCAAAGCUUUCCAAGAUCCUCUGCGCAAGCUUCAGUUGUCUUUUCAUAUUGAUAACAUUUUGCCCCUAUCAUUUGUUACCCUAGCUGUUACUUUAUGUUUUGAGAUUGGUUUUGUAGCUUAUAGAGAAUGUUAAGAUUGUGCUUGUCCUUUUCCAAGGAGUUGUUAGUAGCUCUUGAUAUCUAAGUCACAGCGUGCGAAAGCUUGCUCUAAAUGUUUUGUGAUUUCUAUUAUUUUGGCUGAAUGCUGAUAAUGAUUUUAUACUA
This is a messenger RNA of Nicotiana tabacum (common tobacco), 2008 nucleotides long. Its product is annotated as F-box/LRR-repeat protein At3g03360-like. The record is from RefSeq and is a predicted model, not a curated record. Gene Ontology annotation, molecular function: protein binding. NCBI's taxonomy places the organism in Eukaryota, Viridiplantae, Streptophyta, Magnoliopsida, Solanales, Solanaceae.